Molecule: messenger RNA, 2260 nt
Organism: Malaclemys terrapin pileata
Lineage: Eukaryota; Metazoa; Chordata; Testudines; Emydidae
Product: SLAM family member 5-like
Exons: 10
Coding region: 73-1206 (377 amino acids)
Biological process (GO): T cell activation
Cellular component (GO): external side of plasma membrane
Source: RefSeq, a predicted model, not a curated record
GGAGCUGGGCUUGUCUCAGAAGCCUGUGACUGUUCGAGUCACAUAGGAAACUGCACCAGCUCUGGCAGAGAAAUGGGGACACCUUGGUGUGUGUGGCUCACUCUUCUCCUUUUCUACAAAGCCGGCACGAUGGAGCUGAGCGGGAUUCUGGGAGGGUCGGUCACUUUCCCUCUGGAGAUCCCAGCAGCAGAGCAAUUCGAGAUCGCUGCCUGGACUGUAAACACAAACAGUCUAGUAACUGUAACACCAGGGAAACCACCCAAUGUCCUUCUGAUAGACAAAACAAAUUACCGCGGACGCCUGGGAAUCCUUGACCAGAGCUACUCUCUACAGAUCACCCACCUGCGGAUGGAGGACACGGGACAAUACAGAGCGGCCGUAAACACGGAUAAAGGCUCUGUUACCAAGCGCUUCACACUGCGUGUGUACAAGCCAGUACCGGAGCCAGCUGUCGUCUGUGACUCAGUGACCUGUGUGAGUGAAACCUGUAACUACAACCUGAGCUGCACUGUCAGGGAUGGAGGGGAGCAUGUGACCUACAGCUGGACUCACACAGCAGGGGGCGCUGUUGUACCCAAUGAGUCCAUUCUGCACAUCUCUCUGAGCCCCCGUGAUGCUCACCUGGCCGUCACCUGCACAGCCCAGAACCCCGUCAGUAACAGCUCCAGGACAGAGUUUCCAAAGACCAUUUGCAAAGCACCCACAACAACCACCACCACUGCAAACCCACAUCACUUCCAACCUGCCAAUACAGCUGCAAUUGCAGUUCCAAUUGUUAUUGUCAUCGUCGGCUUUUCCAGCGUUGCUCUGUGGCGCAAAACAGCCUCGCAAAAGCCUCGCAAAAGGACUUCAGGACCUGCUAGCAGCGCAGAGGCCGAUCCAGAAAAAAACACGGUUUACGCCCAAGUCGGCAAUUUGCCACUGCCUCACAGUAGAACGGGGACUCCGAAAGCGAGCCUGGAGACCAAGAAGGAUGAGACAAAAACUAUCUAUUCCAAGGUCCAUUACCCAAACGAGUCGCCUCCGCAAACGGAUGAUGAGAAGUUGUCCAAGGACGGCCUGGAGUCCACGGAGAAGAGCGAGAGAACCAUUUAUGCCACAGUCAACCAGCCAACCCAGACAAAGCCCGCCAAGUCCACAGAUGCUGAUGAUUCUGCGGUCACUCCAAAACCUCAAGGGCCAUCAGAAUACGACAAGAUCAUCUAAUAGCUUGUCAAGGCAACACAAACAUGCAGCGAGAAUCAAGGAAUAAUUCAGUACUCCAGCAUCAGACACCCAAACAGCAGAGGAUCAAUGCGUAUAAUUUGUACAGCGCCAUGCACCAUAGGGUCCUUGUCCCUGACUGGGCUCCCAUCCGCUACUGCAAUUGUAAUUUGGACAGACCCCGGUCCUUGGCGGGCUUAAAGCAUGAGCCGCUACCUCAUGAACUAAAAGCCAACUGCGUGUUAGCUAAGGCGACAGAGCAGACUCAUUAACGGUUCUCUCUCUAAGUGGUUUCAGUGCUGCUAGAUGGGACAGACCACACCCAGGCAGUGUGUGGUUACACAAUGCAAAUCAAAACAACAAACAAGGCAUGUAGCGUGAAAUUCACCUCCGUGCUUGCCCCUUACCCAAGAGCUUUGCCCCCCUUAAAACACUCUUCAUCUUUAAGGCUGAGGUAAAGUAUCUCUAGACCUUGGUGACAAACACAGGAUCAAAACUCGGUAUUAGUGUACAUAGGUCAGGCGCAUAAUCUUUUUUGCUGCUGAAUUUUCUAGGUUCCCCCAUCAAGGGAAAAAAAUGAAGUCUUGAUUCUCUGUUACAUUACGGCCCCUUGACAGUGCUCUGGCAGUGUUCAGACGCCUUAAAAAGGAGCUACCCCCCACUUUCAGGUACCUGGAACCUGUCAGGCCUGUGUAAAAUGAUCUGCAAAGCGGUGAGACCUGGGCCCUAAGUAUCUAUAACUUGGGCAAAUCCAAAGCACUUUUCUUUCACUGGAUGGCAUCUCUCGUUGCCCAGCGACACGCCAAUGAUCCGCUCCAAACAGCCAGCGCUGGUCAAACAAAUAAAUGAUCGAGUUUACUCCCGCCCUACCUCAUAUCGUCCUAUUCAAAAAUGAAGGAACUUUUUUUGCACAGGGAUUCCAUAUAAACAUGCCUCAGCAGGCAGAGAGUAGCCCCGGAAAAGUUUCAGUCUUGAGGGUAAGCAGGGGUGUCACAGCCGUGUCGGUUCCAGGAUAUUACAGAGACAAGGUGGGUCAGGUCAUAUCUUGAAGGGGAAC